Messenger RNA from Malus domestica (apple), 1916 nucleotides. Its product is annotated as cytochrome P450 76A1. Gene Ontology annotation, molecular function: oxidoreductase activity, acting on paired donors, with incorporation or reduction of molecular oxygen; monooxygenase activity; heme binding. The record is from RefSeq and is a predicted model, not a curated record. NCBI's taxonomy places the organism in Eukaryota, Viridiplantae, Streptophyta, Magnoliopsida, Rosales, Rosaceae.
ACUGAGAUAACGUGCAAGGAAAAGAAAAGAAAACAAAAAAAUUGAAAUAGAAAUUCUCCCACUGACCAACACACAAUUGAAAAAGAUAAACAAAAAAAUGGAGCACAUCGAGGUGGUGGAUUUAACCACAUGGGUGGUUUUGAUAUGGGUUGCAACUGCAAUAUUAUUAUUGGCACGCCAACUCCGACGGUGGCGUUCAGAGGAUGUUGCCGGACAGCUUCCACCUGGGCCGAGACGGUGGCCUGUGGUGGGCAACAUAUUUCAACUGGGUCUGGGUCCACCCCACGAGUCAUUAGCUGUGUUGGCUCGCAACCACGGCCCUAUUAUGACACUCUGGCUAGGAUCCAUGAGCACCGUGGUGAUCUCGUCCAGCCAAGUGGCCCGUGAAAUGUUCAAGAACCACGAUGUGGCCCUAGCCGGUCGAAAAAUUUACGAGGCAAUGAAGGGCGACUAUGGCAACGAGGGCUCACUGAUCACGGCCCAGUAUGGCCCGCACUGGCGCAUGUUGAGGCGCUUGUGCACAACAGAGUUUUUCGUGACAAGUCGUCUCGAUGCCAUGCGCGGUGUUCGUGGAAAGUGUAUCGAUGGAAUGCUCCAAUUCAUAAUGGACGCCUCUAGUAGGACGUCGUCAGAAAUUAGUGCCAGUACUGAUGGCAUUGAUCUGGGCAGGUUCAUUUUCUUGAUGGCCUUUAAUCUGAUCGGGAACCUCAUCUUUUCCAAAGAUCUAUUGGACCCAAAGUCGGAGAGAGGGGCUAUGUUUUUUUACCAUGCAGGUAAAGUUAUGGAGUUGGCUGGGAAACCUAAUAUGGCAGAUUUCUUUCCAAUUUUGCGGUGGCUCGACCCGCAAGGCAUUAGGAGAAACACCCAAUUCCACGUGGAAAAGGCCUUUGAAAUUGCAGGUGAGUUUAUCAAAGAAAGAAUGGAGAGCACGGAGAAUGGUGGAUGUGAUGGCAUAGAGAAAGCAAAGGACUUUUUGGAUGUGCUUUUGGAGUACCGUGGUGAUGGAGUUGAUGAGGCCUCUAGGUUCACUUCUCCAAGAACCAUCAACGUCAUUGUCUUUGAGAUGUUCACUGCUGGAACUGACACAACUACAAGCACCUUAGAGUGGGCAAUGGCUGAGCUUCUAACCAGCCCCAAAGCCCUAAAGAAAGCUCAAGCCGAGCUAAGAAGCAACAUAUCUCCAGGCAACAAGCUCCAAGAGAAAGACAUUGAAAAUCUCCCAUACCUCAAAUCAGUCAUCAAAGAAACCCUAAGACUCCACCCACCUCUCCCUUUCUUAGUCCCACACAUGGCCAUGGAGUCCUGCAAAAUGCUAGGGCACCACAUUCCGAAAGACACUCAAAUUCUAGUCAAUGCUUGGGCCAUUGGACGUGACCCAAAGGCAUGGGAAGACCCUUUGCUUUACAAGCCGGAGAGGUUCUUGAAGCCCGACAUGGUCGAUUAUAAAGGACACAAUUUUGAGUUCAUACCGUUUGGUUCUGGUCGUCGGAUAUGCCCUGCAGUGCCACUAGUCUCUAGGGUACUCCCUUUGGCUCUAGGGUCGCUCUUACACUCGUUUGAUUGGGUUUUGCCGAGCGGGCUUAAGCCAGAGAACAUUGAUAUGACUGAAAGGAUGGGAAUAACACUGAGAAAAUCUGUCCCUUUGAAGGUUAUACCUAUACCUUACAAUGGGCAUGUGGGAUUCUAAUGCACUUUUCAUUUAGAAAGCCAAAUAGGUCAUUUGGAAUAAGUUUGUUUGUUAAAUAUGUUAAUUAAUACAUGAGCAUUAUAAUUAAUGCAAUAAGUAGGUGUGUAUCAAAUGUAAUGCGAUGAUGUCGAUCUAUUUGGUGGUGUGACAAAAAUGUAUGCAGUGCUUGUUACUUAGUCUGAAUGGUCACAAAUGAUAAAGCGUUUGUGGAUUUUCUUGCAUAAUCCAA